Populus euphratica (Euphrates poplar) is the source of this 1608-nucleotide messenger RNA. Its product is annotated as omega-hydroxypalmitate O-feruloyl transferase-like. The transcript is spliced from 3 exons. Bases 354 to 1463 code for a protein of 369 amino acids. Gene Ontology annotation, molecular function: acyltransferase activity, transferring groups other than amino-acyl groups. The record is from RefSeq and is a predicted model, not a curated record. NCBI's taxonomy places the organism in Eukaryota, Viridiplantae, Streptophyta, Magnoliopsida, Malpighiales, Salicaceae.
UUAGUGGCGCAUAAAAUGCAGAGUGUAGUUUGUCAUUCCAUACAUGCAAGGUAAUAAAGACACAUCAGCUAUCAGAAAAUAGAAAAAGAAGAAUCAUAACCAUAUUUGUGUGUAAAGUGUCCUGCAGGUUGUGCUUGUGUUUCCAUGGAAGGAACGGGAAAACAUGGAGGUGACCAGCUUUCAAUUAAGAAGUCAGAGCCCGUUCUAAUAGAACCUGAAACAAGGACUCAUAGUGGGUUUUUUUCUUAUCCAAUCUUGAUCAAGUGGCCCAUUUCGUGGAAACAGUGUACUUGUACAAGGCAGAGAAAGGGGGAGGCAGUCAUGACACCUUCAGUGAUAUAUUUAAACAAUCUAUGGCCAAGAUUCUGGUGCAUUAUUACCCUCUCGCAGGGAGAUUAAGAUUAGGAUCUGAUGGGAAGCAUAUUGUCGAGUGUACCAAUGAAGGGGUGUUGUUUGUGGAAGCAAGAGCAAAUUGUAACAUGGAUCAUGUUGACGUUAAAGUUAUUCCUGAUGAGCAUUCUGAAACAGCAGGGAAGCUUGUCUAUAGAUCUCCAGAUUCUGAGAACGUACUGGAAAUGCCUCUAAUGACUGCACAGUUUACAAGGUUCAAGUGUGGAGGUUUUGCUUUGGGAUUGUCAAUUAGCCACCGCAUGACUGAUGGGAUGUCAGCAAUGGGGUUUAUCAAAUCAUGGGCUGAAACAGCCAGAGGGAUGCCGUUAACCACCAAACCAGUUCUUGAUAGAUCAAUUUUGAGGUCUAGACAACCUCCUAAAAUUGAUUUUCCUUUCGGCCAGUACGCUCCUGCAGAAACCAGUAGCGUAUCAAACAUAUCAAAUCCAUUUCAAGGAGAGCAGAUUCUGACGAAAUGCUUCCUGUUUGAUUCCAACAAGCUUGCAAUACUGAAGAACAUGGCAAUGGAGGACGGAACCAUCAAAAGCUGCUCAAACUUCACAGCGCUCACAGCUUUUGUGUGGCGUGCUCGCUGCAAGGCACUGCAGAUGAAUCCUGAUCAAACAACUCAACUUCUGUUAAUAGUCGACGUUCGAUCCAAGCUUAAUCCACCACUUCCCAAAGGAUACUUUGGCAACGGAAUUGUCACAAGCAGUUGCCUAGGCAGGGCAGGAGAAUUGAUCAAAAACCCACUGUCUUUUGCUGUGGAAGAAGUGCAGAAUGGAAUAAAAAUGGUUAAUGAGGAGUAUGCCAGGUCAUGGAUUGAUUACAUUGAAGUGAAGAGAGCAAAGGACUUUCGUUUACCCUCCCAUUUUAUAGUUUCUUCAUGGACUAGACUUUCAAUUGAGUGUGCAGACUUUGGAUGGGGAGAGCCAGCACAGUUUGGCUGCGCAAAUUUGCCUAAAGAUUCAGGUUUUUUCCUACCAGAUGGAAAAGAAAAAAAGGGCAUUAAUUUGAUUUUGGAUUUGCCAGUUACUGCCAUGAGCACCUUCCAGGAGCUAAUGCUUCUGUAAUGUAAUCUGAUGGAAAAUUAAUUAUAGAUUGAUUAUCCAUCAUCGGUACUCGAUAUAAUUUCCUCAUCCUUUCCUGUUAUCGGAAAUAAAUAUUACUUAUUGCUAUGCUAAUAAUGGAAUCAAUCUCCAGAUAAAAGUUUUCAAU